AUGUCUCUCGCCAAAGCCUGGCGCCGGGCGACGCCCUUCCUCAUCUUCAACUGCAUCGUGUUCCUCCAGGGCGCGAUCCUCUUCGGCAUUGACACCGGCUCGUUCGGCUCUCUGCAAGCCCUGCCAUCCUUCCUCCGGGUCUUCGGCGUCCAGGAUGGCAAGACCUACUCGCUGCCGCCCACGCGGAAGGCUCUAAUGAACUCCCUGCCGUGGAUUGGAAAGAUCUCCGGUUGCUUCGCUGCCGAACCGACCAUCGAGCGCAUCGGAUACAAGAAGACGAUGUACCUGGUUUCAAUCGUCCAGAUCAUUGCUGUUGUCAUCGAGAUGUCUGGUACCCACUGGGUGCAGUUCACCGUCGGACGUAUCGUUGCCUACUAUGCCGUUGGUGUCGUCGAGAACGCCGUGCCCGCCUUCAAUGCCGAGAUCUCCCCUGCGGCGAUGCGAGGCAUCCUGUCCGGCUCCCUGAUGGUGCUGACCACCGUCGGCAACAUCUGGGGUGCCGCCAUGUCCCGCGCGUUCUCCACGACGGUGACCCGAGAGGGCUGGCUCGUCCCCGUCUCCAUGCAGUUCGUCCCUGCACUCGGCCUGCUCGCCCUUGUCCCCUUCACCGUCGAGUCGCCCAGAUGGCUGGUGCUGCACCAUAGAAAGUCAGAAGCCAAGGCUGCCCUGGACAGGAUCCGUCCCAAGCACGAGGUCGAGAAGGGCAACACUCAGGCCGAGCUUGAUGCCAUCGAGAUGCUGAUCGAGGAGUCGCUGGCCAACGAGCAAGGUUCCUGGUUCGACCUCUUCCGAGGCAACUACCUGAUGCGCACCUGGAUCUGUGUCACGCUGUUUGCAUUCGAGCAGACCAACGGCAACCAGUUUGUCCAGUCCUACGCCCCGACCUUCUACGUGCAGCAGGGUUUCGGCGCUGCCUCCUUCACGUACACCAUCGUCGGACAGUGCGUCGGGCUUGUCGGGUGCGCCAUCGGCAUCGUGCUGUUUGACAUCACCGGCCGCCGGCCGCUGUUCAUCGGCGGCAUCGCCAUGUGCGCCUUCCUUCUCUACCUCGCGUCUGGCUUGGGCCUGGAUAAGAACCCCAACGACAAUGUAUCCAACACCAUCCUCGCCUGCUUCAUCCUCCUGCCGGCCUUCACCCGUAUCUCGGGCUCGAACUGUGCUUUCCUGACUGGCGCUGAGAUUGGUGGCGUGCGGAUGCGCAAGAAGAUCAUGGGCUUCGGCACCGGAUGCAACGUCCUUUGCGCCUUCUUGGUAACCUUUGUCACACCCUAUCUCCUGCCGAGCAUGGGCGUCAAGAUCGGCUGGAUCUUUGGCUCCGUGGCGGCGUUUGCGAUCAUCUGGGCCGUCUUUUUCUUCCCCGAGCUCAAGGGACGCUCUCUGGAGGAGGUGGACGAGCUGUUUGCUGCCAAGCUGUGGGCGUGGCAGUUCAGCAAGUACGAGACGCACGGCGCCGGGCACCUUGUUGCCGCGCUCGAGAACGAGGGCGUGUUUGAUAAGGGGCCUGCUGUGGAACAGAGUGAGGCUGAGACCAAGGCCCAGUAG
Messenger RNA from Thyridium curvatum, 1542 nucleotides. RefSeq lists its product as uncharacterized. Gene Ontology annotation, biological process: transmembrane transport; carbohydrate transport. Gene Ontology annotation, cellular component: membrane. Gene Ontology annotation, molecular function: carbohydrate:proton symporter activity. The record is from RefSeq and is a predicted model, not a curated record. The coding region runs from base 1 to 1542 and encodes 513 amino acids. The transcript is spliced from 5 exons. Lineage: Eukaryota; Fungi; Ascomycota; Sordariomycetes; Thyridiales; Thyridiaceae.